AUGCCGCCGAAGAAGAUGCCCAACUCCGAGGAGCGCGACGCGAGAGCCGCGUCGCCACCCCACGCGCCGUCGAGUGACGCGCCGCCCGCCAGUGUUUGCUUCCGCCCGGAAGACAUCACCAUGCUGAUCGACACCCUUCAACGAACGCAGCUAGACGCGUUCCGGGAGCUGUUAGAUAGCGUCAGGCAGUCGGCGACUCCUACAUUCGACCAUCGGCCCGCCAACAACUUCAGCCGCUGCAAAUCUGUAUUCAGCGGACGCGCAGACGAGUCAGUAGAAGGUUUUAUCGACGCAAUAGAAUCGUACAGAGACGCCGCCAAUGUUCCCGAUGACGUAGCCGUAAAAGGUAUUUCCAUGUUGCUGACACACACCGCCGCUACCUGGUGGCAGGGUAUCAAGCAUCAAGUUUCUACAUGGGAAGACGUCAUCUCAAAUCUACGAAGUGCUUUUGGUGAUCGCCGCCCACCCCACAGAAUUUAUGUCGACCUAUUCGCAGACGGCCAGCAGCCUAUGGAGAAAACCGACCUGUUUGUCGCCAGGGUGCAGACCCCUGGCAAGAGGUUCGGCACCCUGCCUGAAAAAAAGGAAAACUUUGACCCAAGUUGGGACCUCACGCUGGAGCUAACGGUUCACUUGGUGUUAAUUGUUUACUGA
Bombyx mandarina (wild silkworm) is the source of this 654-nucleotide messenger RNA. RefSeq names its product activity-regulated cytoskeleton associated protein 2-like. Lineage: Eukaryota; Metazoa; Arthropoda; Insecta; Lepidoptera; Bombycidae. The record is from RefSeq and is a predicted model, not a curated record.